Molecule: messenger RNA, 2430 nt
Organism: Gordionus sp. m RMFG-2023
Lineage: Eukaryota; Metazoa; Nematomorpha; Gordioida; Chordodea; Parachordodidae
Product: urocanate hydratase-like
Exons: 7
Coding region: 60-2264 (734 amino acids)
Biological process (GO): L-histidine catabolic process
Molecular function (GO): urocanate hydratase activity
Source: RefSeq, a predicted model, not a curated record
UUUUUUUUAUUUAAAUAUAAUAAGAAAGAAUUUUUUUUUGAUUUUAUCUCAUUCAAAGAAUGAAUUUAUUAGAUUCUUUAGAUAAAAUAUGCCAAGGUAUUCCAGUGGAUCCACUUCCUCAGUUUAGACCGAUAGAUGAUUCCGUAAUCCAUGCACCUUUUAAAAACAACGAUCUGAACGAACAAGACAGAAAGCAAGCGGUUUCUAAUGCAUUGCGAUACUUCCCUCCUAUAACGCAUUCUAUAUUGGGUCCGGAAUUUAAAGAAGAACUCAUUUCGUAUGGUCAUAUAUACAUGUAUAGAUUUAGGCCACACUUGGGAAUGAAGGCCUAUCCAAUCAAUGAAUAUCCCGGAAAUUUGAUCGAUUGUAAAGCUAUCAUGUUGAUGAUUAUGAAUAAUUUGGACCCGAAUAUCGCUCAAUAUCCCCACGAACUCGUGACUUACGGCUCAAACGGUCAAGUUUUUUCGAAUUGGGCUCAAUUUUUACUCACCAUGAAAUAUCUGGCGGAAAUGGUGGAUAAUCAAACUCUAAUCAUGUAUUCCGGGCAUCCAUUAGGCCUGUUUCCAAAUCGACCUAUUUAUGAUUCGUACAUGAAUGGCUCUGGUGAUGCUGGCAGGGAGUUACAUCGAAACUCCGAAUACCAUCCCCGAAUGAUAAUAUCGAACGGGAUGAUGGUGCCUAAUUAUUCGAACCCUGACACUUACGAUAAAUUAUUCGCCUUGGGUGUAACCAUGUAUGGACAAAUGACAGCUGGAAGCUUUUGCUAUAUCGGUCCACAAGGUAUCAUUCACGGGACGGUUAUCACUCUUCGUAAUGUGGCUAGAAAAUAUUUUAAUACAUCGGAAUUGGCCGGGAAAGUUUUCGUAUCAUCCGGUUUAGGUGGAAUGAGUGGCGCUCAAGCGAAAGCGACAAAAAUAGUAGGAUGCAUUGGAGUUAUAGCGGAAAUCUGCUCAAAAACAAUUGAUAAGAGGCUCCAACAGGGGUGGGUCGACGAAGUGAUUGAAGACUUGGGAAUAUGCAUAGAAAGGAUAAGGAAAGCUAGGUCUCAUAAGGAAUGUGUUAGUAUAGCGUACCAGGGAAAUAUAGUGGAUUUAUGGAAAGCUAUUGAAUGUGAUUACGAAAAGACUAAAGAGAAGUUGGUAGAUUUAGGAUCCGAUCAAACCUCUCUUCAUAAUCCAUAUAAUGGGGGAUACUACCCAUGUGGGUAUAGCAUAUCUGAAUCAAAGGAAAUGAUGAUGCGCCAUCCUGAUACGUUUAAGAUGGCUGUUAAAGAAAGCUUAUGCCUACAAGUUUGCUCUAUAAACAGUAUUGUUAAGAGAACUGGUAUGGUAUUUUGGGAUUACGGAAACGCUUUCCUCAUCGAGGCUUCGAAACUAGGAGCCGAUAUAUAUAGUCCUAGCGAUAAAUCUAAAUUUCGUUAUCCUUCUUAUGUACAAGAUAUAAUGGGAGAAGUCUUUGCCUUAGGAUUCGGUCCUUUUCGCUGGAUUUGUACUAGUGGCUUGGAUUCAGAUUUAAUCGAAACUGAUAGGAUCGCUAUAUUUAUAUUGGAAAAUCUUUUAAACAUAUACUCCUUAGAAGAGAAUCACGUGUCUGCAUUCAAUGACUUGUCCACAAAGUUAUUGACGAGGGCAAAAAUUUUACAACUAUAUGAGGAUAACUUAAAUUGGAUCAAGCAUGCGGCCUCUCAUCCUUGUUCUUAUUUGACCGUCGGAACUAAAGCAAGAAUAUUAUACUCCGAUAGUAGAGGUCGGACUGAUUUGGCCUGUGCAUUUAACGAUGCCGUCAAAUCGGGUAUCCUUAAAGGUCCAGUGGUAGUCAGUAGGGAUCAUCAUGAUGUAUCAGGAGCCGAUAGUCCAUUUAGAGAAACAUCUGAUAUUUAUGAUGGCUCAUCUUUUUGCAGUGACAUGUCGGUUCAAAAUGCUUUGGGGAACGUCUCAAGAGGGGCCACCUGGGUAGCUAUACACAACGGAGGAGGAGUAGGUUGGGGAAGGUCUAUUAACAAUGGAUUCGGUUUAGUAUUGGAUGGCAGUGAUGGGGCCAGGCAGAGAGCGGUCUCUUUGUUAAGUUGGGACGUUCUACAUGGAAUGGCGAGACGAUGCUGGGCUAAAUCAAGUCUGAAGGAAUGUUUCUGCGGUAAGGGUCUUACUCAAGAAGAAAAUAAGAAUAUUCUUUGUCAUGAAACAAAAUAUUUAUUAGAUAAUAUGAUGCAGCAGGACCCGCUUUUAAAAAUAACAUUGCCUUACCAAAAUAAUUAUAUUCUAUGACCACUUUCUGAUCAUUUCAAAUAUUUGAUUAUUAACAUUAUUAACAUUAUUAUAGUGGGUAGAUAAAUUUUCGGUAGUGAUAUACCUAAUAUUUAUACAGUUAAUGUGCUAGCAAAUCAAAUGUUAUAUUACAUGUACACAACAUUUAUUUAUUAAUAAAUACCUG